AUGAAUAAUAUGGUGACCAUCCGGAUGAGGAAGUUAAUGACGAACAGGGUGCUCCAGCAUAAGCAGAUGGUGAUGCAUGUCCUUCAUCCUGGAAAAGCCACCGUCCCCAAAACUGAGAUCUGUGAGAAGUUGGCCAAAAUGUACAAAACAACCCCUGAUGUCAUUGUUGUCUUUGGCUUCAGGACUUAUUUUGGGGUUGCGAAAACUACCAGUUUAGGCAUGAUCCACGAUUCCCUCGACUAUGCCAAGAAGAAUGAGCCAAAGCACAGAUUGGUGAGGCACGGCCUGUACGAAAAGAAGAAAACUUCUAGAAGGCAGCGCAAAGAGUGUAAGAACAGGAUGAAGAAAGUCAGGAGCAUGGACAAAGCGGACAUGGGGGCAGUCAAGAAGUGA
Messenger RNA from Euleptes europaea (tarantolino), 393 nucleotides. RefSeq names its product 40S ribosomal protein S24-like. Lineage: Eukaryota; Metazoa; Chordata; Lepidosauria; Squamata; Sphaerodactylidae. Gene Ontology annotation, biological process: translation. The record is from RefSeq and is a predicted model, not a curated record. Gene Ontology annotation, cellular component: ribosome. Gene Ontology annotation, molecular function: structural constituent of ribosome.